Coniosporium apollinis CBS 100218 is the source of this 789-nucleotide messenger RNA. RefSeq names its product thiamine pyrophosphokinase. The record is from RefSeq and is a predicted model, not a curated record. Gene Ontology annotation, biological process: thiamine metabolic process; thiamine diphosphate biosynthetic process. Gene Ontology annotation, molecular function: thiamine diphosphokinase activity; thiamine binding; ATP binding. Lineage: Eukaryota; Fungi; Ascomycota; Dothideomycetes. The coding region runs from base 1 to 789 and encodes 262 amino acids. The transcript is spliced from 2 exons.
AUGGAGUGCAGUCCUGGAGAGUUUCUGUGCGAAGAGAUAUCGACAGCGCAGGCUAGACCCAGUCUUAUCAUUCUGAACCAACCGAUUGCGGAUUUCGAAGUCUUCAGGAGGCUGUGGAAGCAUGCGGGAUACCGGCUUUGCGCUGAUGGCGGCGCGAACCGCUUGUAUGAUAUAUUCGUUGGUUCAAAAGAGACUAUGAGAGACAGAUACCUUCCGAGUAUCGUACAUGGCGAUUUGGACUCCCUACGCCAGGAUGUACAAGACUACUACCGAGCGAAAGGAGUAGCCAUCUCCAAGGACCCAGAUCAGUAUAGUACGGAUUUCGGAAAGGCCAUGCAUAAAGUACUGGAACAGGACUCGUCAACCUCACCUCAGGAUAUCAUCGUUUUGGGCACUCUGGCUGGCCGCGUUGACCAAGGAUUGGGACUGCUUCAUGAGAUGAUCCGCGAGCAAGAUGAGCACCGCGGUUAUCGGUUAUGGCUGGUGUCAGAGUCCAACAUCUCCUUUCUCCUCCGGCCGGGUCGGAGCACUAUCCACGUGCCUUUAUCGGCGGGCUACUUCACCCAGAACGUUGGCAUCAUACCCAUUAACGGACCCGCCGUGAUCACCACCUCUGGCCUCGAAUGGGACGUGCAAGAAUGGGAGACAAGAAUGGGGCACCAAGUCAGCACAAGCAAUCAUAUCAUUGAAGACGCGGUUGUGGUCACGUCCGAUGAGGUAGUCCUUUUCACAGUCGAAAGAAGAGCCGAUCUACCCCAAUCACGAGAAAUGUCCUCCUCCGGAUCUUGA